Messenger RNA from Physella acuta, 1274 nucleotides. RefSeq names its product trafficking protein particle complex subunit 6b. The record is from RefSeq and is a predicted model, not a curated record. Gene Ontology annotation, cellular component: cis-Golgi network; TRAPP complex; trans-Golgi network. Gene Ontology annotation, biological process: endoplasmic reticulum to Golgi vesicle-mediated transport; regulation of GTPase activity. NCBI's taxonomy places the organism in Eukaryota, Metazoa, Mollusca, Gastropoda, Physidae.
CACACAACUAGAAGAAAUUUACAAACAAAAAUGGCAGACGAAGUGAUAUUUGAGUUUCUUCAUAUGGAGAUAGUCGAAUACAUACACAGAGAGGCGUCUAAAGAAGACAAAGAUCAGUGUAUAUCAAAAUUAGAGGCUCUUGGAUUCCGUGUGGGCCAAAGUCUCAUUGAAAGAUUCACCAGAGAAUGCUCUCGUUUCAAAGAUGAACUGGACACAAUGAAGUUUGUAUGUAAAGACCUCUGGAAUCUAGUGUAUAAGAAACAGAUUGAUAACCUGAGGACGAACCAUCAGGGCGUCUAUGUGUUACAAGAUAACAAGUUCAAAUUUCUUGUACAAAUGUCAACAGGGAAACAGUAUAUGGAAUCUGCGCCAAAGUAUUUAGCUUUUCCUUGUGGGAUGAUAAGAGGUGCUCUGUCAAAUUUAGGAAUUAACUGCAUCGUUACAGCUGAAGUUAGUGCUAUGCCAGCAUGCAAGUUUCAAAUACAAAUUCAGAGGACGUGAUGGUCUGAAAGUUUUUACUUUGGAACAAGUGCUGGGUGCAGAGACGGAUGCAAGAGAAGUUGUAAUCUCAGAUUGUGCAAUAACACAAAACUGUUUUCUAGUAUGUUUCAUUCAAUAUAAAAAUCUGUAAGUGAUUUUGAUGCACAUAAUUCUCCUUUGUGGAUGUAUUUUUUAAGUGCUAAAAGAAAUGAAACAUUUUUCAGUAAGUAAAGGAAUUCACUAUCUACAAAUAACUUUACUUUUGUUUUUAUUGCUGGCUGUAAUAUUUAUUGAAUUACAAAUGUGAACGACCUUACUCUAUGAGCAUCUCUAGGUUCAAACACUUUGCCACUGUUACGUGUGGCAUUGGGAAGCAUUGGCUUCACUGAACAGACAGCUGUUUUUGUUGUUCUUUUUACAUUAUUUUUUAAGUGGGCUAUUUUAUCGAAUUGAAAUUGUAAACAAAAUGAAUUUAUCUGUAAAAUAUGUUCUAAAUAGUAUGUCUAGAUUUAAAAUUGUGUUGUGAAUGUAGCUGAGAAAUACAUGAAACUGACAUUCCAGGUCACAGUGGCAUUCAUUCUCUGGUAGCUGGGCCAUUGGAUAAACUGAAUAUUGUCUGUAAAUAACCAGAGAGAAGUGAGGAUGUAAUUUUUUUUAAAUAAAUUUCAUGCUUCUGUAUGUAUCAUUUAAUGUUAAUGAUUUAUAUGCGCAGUUUGGUUUGUACUCUAGGUGGUACUGUAUUUACUUGAGUAUUUUGCCAUUUUUUUGUCAACCAAUAAAAAUUGUUUAAUGUC